AUGAUUUCAGUCGAGGUUGAGCAGUCUAUACUUGAUGACUUGAGAAAUCGUGUACAGCUGAGCAGUGUUGCUCUGCCAUCCGUUAGUUUUUAUACAUUUAUCAAUGCACAUAAUGGUUUAAACUGUUCAACUAUAUCCCCUGACGGGUCAUUGGUUGCUCCUGGAUUUUCAGAUUCAUCACUGAAGAUUUGGGAUAUGGCAAAGCUUGGGCAACAGGCUGUUGGUUGUAAGUCAAUCCUCUGUUUCUACUGUGUUGAGAUAUUCUUGUACAUAAAUCAAAGUUAAAAAAAAGAUAUGCACGUGUUUUACAGUGUAUAAAUUAGUCUAGGAUAUAUAGGCACACAAUUUAUGCCUU
Molecule: messenger RNA, 355 nt
Organism: Humulus lupulus (European hop)
Lineage: Eukaryota; Viridiplantae; Streptophyta; Magnoliopsida; Rosales; Cannabaceae
Product: transcription initiation factor TFIID subunit 5-like
Exons: 4
Coding region: 1-285 (94 amino acids)
Biological process (GO): transcription initiation at RNA polymerase II promoter
Cellular component (GO): transcription factor TFIID complex
Molecular function (GO): RNA polymerase II general transcription initiation factor activity; protein binding
Source: RefSeq, a predicted model, not a curated record